Messenger RNA from Meira miltonrushii, 219 nucleotides. RefSeq names its product DUF1748-domain-containing protein. Lineage: Eukaryota; Fungi; Basidiomycota; Exobasidiomycetes; Exobasidiales; Brachybasidiaceae. The record is from RefSeq and is a predicted model, not a curated record. Bases 1 to 219 code for a protein of 72 amino acids. Gene Ontology annotation, cellular component: cytoplasm. The transcript has 2 exons.
AUGUUUGGUCGAUUUUUUCAUUUAAUGAUCGAUGCUGUUAUCAUCAGUGUCGCUUUGAGCGGUAUCAAACGUAGUACUGGCCUAACGCCUGCUAUACGUAGAUUACCCAACAAAGAUUUACGAAAUCUUGUUCGAGUGUAUUUGGAAACGGGAGAAUGGCUCAUGGAUCUAUCAGUCGUGGUUAUGGGAAGAUCGAACUACUUUGAACGUAUCCGCUAG